Durio zibethinus is the source of this 1589-nucleotide messenger RNA. RefSeq lists its product as uncharacterized. Gene Ontology annotation, molecular function: protein binding. The record is from RefSeq and is a predicted model, not a curated record. NCBI's taxonomy places the organism in Eukaryota, Viridiplantae, Streptophyta, Magnoliopsida, Malvales, Malvaceae.
UUUGGGCCUUCGAUUUCUUAAUGGGCUUUUCCCUAUUUCUCUCUCUCUUUCUCUCUAUUUCCUAAACCCUUGUAAAAUCGAAGGCUUCAAUUUCUAUUCCCCUUGUUUUUCUGUGUCUGAAAUCUUACUACAGAUUAACUUCAACCAAUUUUCCUGAAUGGGACGCGGUUCGUCCAAUCAUUCAGAGUCUCCAGGUAGAAGGCAAGGGUCUCCUCAUAAGAGAAGUCCAUCUCAUAGAGAAAGAUCACCGGGGAGACACAAGAGUUCGCAUAAAGGAAGCUCCCCUGUAAGCGAAAAGUAUCCUUCUCGGCACAGGAUCUCUCACAGGGAUUAUUCUUUGGAAAGAGAGAAACGUUCUGAUGAUGUUAAGUCUCCAAAGCAUGCUAGUCCAUGCUCUCCCAUUUCUCGCUCUCCCUCUCCCCAGACAAAGAGGUUGAGGAGAGCGCAGGCUGAAAAGGAGGUUGAGAAAGUUAAAGAGAGGGAGUAUGAGAGAAAUCAUAGCAGGGGUAAUGAGAAGAGUACACAGAAGGAAAGAGCUUCAGGGAAGGAAAGGAUUUCAGAGAGGGAAAUGGGGGGUGACAGAAAGGAGAGACGAUCAGGAAGAGAUGAUACUAAUAGCAAGUCUAGUAGAGGAAGACAUGAGCGAUCUGCUUCUCCAUCUGAUCGCCACCACAGGAGCAGGCAUAGAUCUCGCUCACCUGCAUCAAAUUCAAGAGCUCGUGAUGAGGUGACUAAUUCAAGAGAUGCUGAACAAAGGGGGUUGUUGACAUCAGAGGAUGAUGAAGAUUCUGUCGCUAAGAUGAAGGCAGCUGAGGAGGCCUUGGAAGCAAAACAAAAGCAAAAACCUACAUUUGAGUUAUCUGGAAAGCUUGCAGCAGAAACGAACAGAGUUAGAGGAGUGACUCUGCUGUUCAAUGAACCCCCGGAUGCUCGAAAACCUGAUAUAAGAUGGCGACUCUAUGUUUUCAAAGCUGGUGAAGUACUAAAUGAGCCCCUUUAUAUACAUCGCCAAAGCUGUUACCUUUUUGGGAGGGAAAGACGAGUAGCAGACAUACCGACAGACCAUCCAUCCUGCAGCAAGCAACACGCUGUCAUUCAGUUCCGGCAGGUAGAGAAAGAGCAACCUGAUGGUAUGUUAACCAAGCAAGUAAGGCCUUAUAUAAUGGACCUUGGAAGCACUAAUAAAACUUUUAUUAAUGACAAUGCUAUCGAACCUCAACGUUAUUAUGAACUUUUUGAGAAAGACACCAUUAAAUUUGGUAAUAGUAGCCGAGAGUAUGUUCUACUGCACGAGAACUCUUCCCAGUGACUGGUACUCGCAGGCCACAUCUCCCAUAUGAACUCAUCUCUUCAACAUGCUCCCGAAAUGGGAAUAUAUUUGUUAUCAACGCAUUUAUUACAAAAUACAAGGAACGUCAUCGUGGUACUCAUUUUUCCUCAUUUGAGACUGACAAGUUUUAUUGUAGAACUAGAUGUUGGAUUUAAUCCGGUUCAUGCUAGCAUAUGCUAAUGUUCUCUUGAAAGUAGCCAAUGCCUGUACUUUGCGUGUACUAUCUUCUUUUUAUGGUACAUUAUGUGUUAUUAGCCAA